UUUGAACACAAUCGCGUUGAGUCGCUGUUUGCUGUAGUUAGGUCGGGGAGCAGAGAGUCAUCUGGGCAAAAUGAGUAUCAAUGCUGAUGUCGCCACCGUGGACACCGAAGGAAACGAAGCUGCGCCUUUACUGGGAUCUAGAGCAGUGGAACCCAGAGCCAAAGGAGCCUCCUUCGCCUCCUCCGUUUUUAACCUGAUGAAUGCCAUCAUGGGCAGCGGUAUACUCGGCCUGGCCUAUGCUAUGGCUAGUACUGGCAUAGUUGGUUUCUGUAUUCUCUUGGUGCUUGUGUCUAGCUUGGCAGCGUAUUCCAUACAUCUCCUUCUGAAACUGUGUGACCAAACAGGUAUCAAUUCAUAUGAAGGCCUCGGAGGCCAAGCCUUGCAGAAACCUGGGAAAGUCCUGGUUGGAAUCACUAUACUCAUCCAAAAUAUUGGAGCCAUGUCGUCCUACUUGUUCAUCUUGAAAUCAGAGCUUCCUGCGACCAUCAGCAGCUUCCUCAGCCUAGAUCACCCCGGAAAUGCCUGGUAUGAAGAUGGCAGAACGCUACUGAUCCUAGUCACACUAUGUGUGGUUCUACCUCUGGCCAUAUUGCCCAAAAUUGGCUUCCUGGGCUACACCAGCAGCCUCGCCUUCUUCUUCAUGCUAUACUUCACAGUUGUGGUUGUGGUCAAGAAAUGGUCCAUCCCGUGCCCGUACAAUGUGACCACACCACCAGAUACCUACCAGGUAUCAAAUUCCUCCGACUCGGAAUGUACGCCCAAGCUCUUUAUCAUCUCCAGUAAGAGUGCCUACGCUGUCCCCACCAUGGCCUUCUCCUUUCUGUGCCACACGGCUGUCCUGCCCAUCUACUGUGAGCUGGACCGACCUUCUAAGAAGAGGAUGCAGAACGUUACGAAUGUCAGCAUCUCUCUCAGCUUCCUGCUUUACCUGGUCUCUGCUCUGUUCGGCUACCUCACCUUCUACAGCCGUGUGGACUCUGAGCUGUUGCUAAGUUACGGUGCCUACAUGCCGCAUGACGUCCUGAUGAUGACAGUCCGGCUGGCUAUCCUGCUGGCUGUGUUGCUGACUGUUCCCCUCAUCCACUUCCCUGCUCGUAAGACUGUGAUCAUGCUGCUGCGUGGAGGACGGCCAUUCUCCUGGCUGAGCCACAUCACAGCAACUGUAGCCAUCCUGGGCGUGGUGCUCCUGAUGGCCAUCUUUGUCCCGGACAUCAGAAAUGUGUUCGGGGUAGUGGGAUCAACCACAUCCUCCUGCCUCUUGUUUGUUUUCCCUGGAAUUUUCUACCUCAAGAUCAGCAACCAGCCUCUCAGGUCCUCUGAGUCCAUCGGUGCUGUGGCUCUGCUGGUCUUCGGUUUGCUUGUGGGAACGCUCAGCUUCUGUGUCAUCGUCGUCACAUGGGUGCAGAACCCCUGAAAAUCCCCCAAAAAACAAGUACAACCAGGAGCAAAAGAUUGGGAACAGUGUGCCAAAACAAAACCAAAUACCGGAUAAACCGAGACACACAGACAAAUAAUAAUAAUCAGCUGUCAGAUGAGUCACGAUAAAGAUUUCCUCAAUAGGAUAAUGAUAGACUACACAGGUUUUUUUCAGUUAUGAUUUCAAAAGAUAAUAGUUUUGUACUCCUUUGCCCUUUUUGUGCACUUUCUGACUCACAAGCAUGGACCAAACUCAAAUGUCAUCAUCUCCCUUGAAAGCCCCUAUAACACAUGGAGUCAUCGGCUGAAACAAAUCAACAACCAGGUUUUAUGUUUUACUCAUUCACAAAUCUUAUCUGUGCACACUUAUGUUAGAGUGUUACACACUAAGGUAACCAUUUGCAAAUAAUUAUUGGUAUUUUUUAAAAAUCCAUAUGGGUGGAGGUUAGUGCAUCAGGACAAUACCAGUAGUAUGAUGCAAACUGUCACAGAGAAGUUAAAUAACUGGAUUUCAUUCUCUGUGAGUUUUUUUCCCCCACUUUUCUUACAGUAUUUGUAUCCCUCUAUGUCGAAGACCUGGUAGACAAAACAAACCAUGUGAAGUGUUUGCAAAUGCUGUUGAUCUAAAUAUGAAUUGUAACUCUUUUACACUUGUUGCUCAAAUUUUGAAUUUUGUUCAUGGCACAACACACAAUUCUACAUAUCAUAGCGACCAAAUUUCACUCUGUGUUUGUAUGUCCUAAUGUUUUUAUUUUUGCUGGAUUUGUCCGCAAAAACAUUGUUUAUAUCCUUCCUUUCGUGUGCUGAAUUAUGUAGCACAGUCAGUCACACCUCAGGUAUAAAUGUUAAUAGAAAUUGAAAUUUCUGCUGCUACUUGUGUUUUUAUCUUUUCUACAACAAUGACUAGCAUUCAACUUUUGUUGGACUGAUUAUAACUACAUUUUAAUGUUAUGUUUACAUAACUGUUUAUGUUUAAUAAAAGGGAAUUGGUUUAAUA
Messenger RNA from Myripristis murdjan (pinecone soldierfish), 2413 nucleotides. RefSeq names its product solute carrier family 38 member 6 (gene slc38a6). NCBI's taxonomy places the organism in Eukaryota, Metazoa, Chordata, Actinopteri, Holocentriformes, Holocentridae. Gene Ontology annotation, molecular function: L-glutamine transmembrane transporter activity. Gene Ontology annotation, cellular component: plasma membrane. Bases 71 to 1414 code for a protein of 447 amino acids. Gene Ontology annotation, biological process: amino acid transmembrane transport; L-glutamine transport. The transcript has 16 exons. The record is from RefSeq and is a predicted model, not a curated record.